AUUAAGAAAUGUGAUAGUCCUGCAGAUACUUAUGGGAGGAGGUGGCUCAUUCUCUACGGGGGGCCCUGGAAAAGGAAUGCACUCACGACUAUAUCUUCGUGUCUUGAAUGAGUAUCAACAACUUCAAUCUUUCUCUGCAUUCAACAAUAUCUUCAACAAUACUAGAAUUUUUGGCAUUUAUGCUAGCACUGGCUCCGAUUUUGUGGCAAAAGCAAUUGAUAUUGCUGUAGGAGAACUACUUUCAAUUGUUUCACCUGGACAAGUUGACCAGGUACAACUUACUCGUGCCAAAGAGGCAACUAAAUCUGCCGUUCUGAUGAAUCUGGAAUCAAGAAUGAUUGCAUCGGAAGAUAUAGGGAGACAGAUAUUGACAUAUGGAGAGAGGUAAUUCUUUCAAGAUGCCAUCUGAAACCAAAGUAAAUUAAUGGUAGUGCAAAACAGAAACACCAGAAAGAAACACUCAAUUCUAAACCAAAAAGCACCCUCAUGGGAUGAAUCAAAGCCCUUAUGUUUACAGCAGAAGUGUGUCAUGUUAUUUUCUCAGGAAACCUUUGGAGCAUUUCUUGAAGGCAGUAGA
This is a messenger RNA of Vitis vinifera (wine grape), 577 nucleotides long. RefSeq names its product mitochondrial-processing peptidase subunit alpha-like. Bases 32 to 388 code for a protein of 118 amino acids. The record is from RefSeq and is a predicted model, not a curated record. Lineage: Eukaryota; Viridiplantae; Streptophyta; Magnoliopsida; Vitales; Vitaceae. Gene Ontology annotation, molecular function: metal ion binding. Gene Ontology annotation, cellular component: mitochondrion. The transcript has 5 exons.